AUGGAUUUUGGAAGCACUGCAGAGAAUGAGCACGUGCAGCUGCAGGACAGGAAUGAGAGGCUGCACGGGCUCGGAAACCUGCAGGAGAGGAUGGGGAAGCUGGCUGGCUCUGAAACAGAUUUCUCAGCCAGAAUGGUCUUCAGUGAAGAGGAGAAACUGAAGAUUUCCAAAGACCUCAUUGAUCUCCAGAUCGAGACAAACAAAAUGAAGGAGCAGUAUGAGACGGAGAACUUUGAACUGAAAAACAUGAUCCUGGCCCUGGAGAAUCGUGUGCUGGAUCUGGAGCACUGCAGUGAGAAGGUCACUGGGGAGCGGGAUGCCUUACGGGAGCACCUGCAUGCUCUGGAGAUCAGUCGGAAGGAGCUGGCGGAUGAGUGCAACAUUUUGAAAAGCAAUUACCUGGCCCUGGGCAAAGAACUGGAGCAGGAGGUCAUGAAGAAUGAAGAGCUCAGCCUAGAGCUGCUCAAUCUGGCCAAUGCCAGGAGCACCUGUCCUCGCACAGAGGGCUACCGCUCCCCCGCCAAGGCCGAUGAAUCCUCUGCCAAGCUGGAAAGGGUGCGAGCAAUGGUGCACUGUCUCUCUGCUCGGAAGGUGAAGCCAGAAGAUGUAGUUGCCUCUGAACAUGAGCGGCAAAAGCUGGACAGAAACUUGCUUGGAAACCAGGAUCACAUAAAAGUGGAGCUUGAAAAACUGAAGAAAACCUAUGAUUCGCAGCAUCAGAAGCUGGAAGAGAGAGUGAUCGCAAUGGGGAAGGAGCUGCAGGAGGCGAAGGGAGCGACUGGGGACACCCAGCACAAGCUGGUGGAGCAGUCAGCGGUGCUGCUGACCUCCCAGAGCCAGCUCCAAGAGGUGGAGGCCGAGAACUCCCAGCUGCAGCUCCGGCUGAAGGAGCUGAAUGAGGAAUAUCGCUGCCGGCUCGCGCAGUACGUCAAGGACGUGGCGGACUACAUGGACAGCAAAUCCAACAACGGUCCUAGAAAAGCCCCAGCUGAUCAUGCUCCCAUGAAACGCUUUGUGGACAGCAUGCUGAAGGAUAUCAGAGCUUCCUACAAGUCUCGGGAAGAGCAGCUAGCUGGAGCGGCACGUGGCUACAAGAAACGCAUGAAGAACUUGGUCAAGAAGCAUGAGAACCUGCUGAUUGCUUAUGGGCUCCAGAGAGAGCGGAUCCGGUCCCUGGGCAGCAGCGCUAUGGAUUGUGGCCCUGCGGAGCUCCACUUUUCCAUCACAGACCCAGAGCUGCUAACAAACACAACCCGGGAGCUAAACCGGCUGCGGGAGAAUAAAGCAAAACUGGAGAUGCAGCUACAUGAGUUGCAGAAGGUGGUGGCUGGGCUGCUGGCUUUCUGCGGCAGUGAAACUGGGAGGCAGCUGGAUGAGGAGGGCUGGGCAGAAGUCAGGAAGCAGCUCCGGGAGUUCACACGCACCACCCAGGAGGAUUUGGAGCAGGAGAAGAGCCAGCUGCUGACUCGGGCGAUCGUGGCAGAAGAGCAGGUGUCCGAGCUGCAGGAGUACAUAGAUAAGCAUCUUGCAAGGUACAAGCAGGAGAUCCUCCGGUUGAGGAAGCUUGCUGGCAGCGAGCUGCCAUGCGUGCUCAGUGCCGGGACGGCCGACAGUCUCUCACUGCCCAGAGCCAGAAGGACUGUCAGCCAUGAACUGUAG
Opisthocomus hoazin is the source of this 1659-nucleotide messenger RNA. The record is from RefSeq and is a predicted model, not a curated record. NCBI's taxonomy places the organism in Eukaryota, Metazoa, Chordata, Aves, Opisthocomiformes, Opisthocomidae.